Messenger RNA from Chanos chanos (milkfish), 4329 nucleotides. RefSeq names its product RAB11 family interacting protein 4 (class II) b (gene rab11fip4b). Gene Ontology annotation, biological process: regulation of cytokinesis; endocytic recycling. Lineage: Eukaryota; Metazoa; Chordata; Actinopteri; Gonorynchiformes; Chanidae. The record is from RefSeq and is a predicted model, not a curated record. The transcript has 13 exons. Bases 66 to 1706 code for a protein of 546 amino acids. Gene Ontology annotation, cellular component: cleavage furrow; endocytic vesicle; midbody.
CCCGGUCUACUUCACCUGCCGAACUGUCCGCAGUGGAGAGAGAGCUGGUGUAGCAGUUCAAGUGGAUGACUUCAGUAGCUAGUGGAGGCUUGGCCAGAGAGAAGUGGAGCCGAGGCGAUCAUGACCUCCCUACCGUGAGAAACGGGCACGGGGUGGAAGGACUUGGGCAACUGAGUGUCAUGAGCUCACGUGAGGUCCUAGAAUCCCCUCUCUUUAGCGAGGAGGAGGGCGAGGGCAAGGACCCGCGGGAGUCGGACAUGGACAGCGCCGUGGAAAGCACCCCUGGAUCAGAAAUAUCAGAUGGAGGAAGAGCUGGAGACAAAGAGGAGGGCCUAGGACUUUUCCUACCCGGGGAGAAAUACGGUCAGAUGAACAUGAACCCGUCGGUGACCUCUGACCUUUCCACGCGCUCCUCCGCCUCUCUAAACGAAGAGCAGUUUGAGGACUAUGGAGAGGGGGACGAUGUGGAGUUCACUCCCAGCAGCCCGUGUCUGGAUGAUGAGGCGCGGACCAAUGGUUACUCAGACCUCGGAUCCUCUGUGUCCUCCAGCGCCGGUCAAACCCCACGCAAGGUGCGAACCGUGUAUAACAACGAGAUGAUGGACGUGUACUGCUCUCACUGCUGUAAAAAAGUCAGUCUGCUCAAUGACCUGGAGGCCAGACUGAAGAACCUCAAAGCCAACAGCCCAAACAGAAAAAUCUCCAGCACUGCCUUUGGAAGGCAGCUGCUCCACCACAGCAACAUCAGCAGCAGUAACGGCAGCACAGAGGACCUGUUCAGAGACAGCAUUGACUCCUGUGAUGUGGAUAUUACAGAGAAGGUGAGUCACUUGGAGAAGAAAGUGACCGAGCUUGAAAAUGAAUAUCUGAUGAGUGGAGAUGUGAAGUCUAAGCUGAAGCAGGAGAACACACAGCUAGUUCACAGGGUUCAUGAACUGGAGGAGCAGCUGAAGGACCAGGAGGCCCGAGCAGAGCAGAACAUGGAGGCGGAGUUGAGGAGACACAGAGAGGCCUACAGCAGGAUGGAGAGAGAGAAAAACGUAGAAAUCGAGCUACUCAACAGCCGAGUGCAGCAGCUAGAAGAGGAGAAUAGGGAAAUGACCAUUCACCUGAACAGACUGAAAUGUCAAACAGAGAAACUGGAUGAAGAAAAACAGCGCAUGACAGAUAAAUUGGAGGACACCAGCUUGCGACUGAAGGAUGAAAUGGAUCUCUACAGGAAGAUGAUGGACAAGCUGCGGCAGAACAGGCAGGAGUUCCAAAAAGAGAGGGAGGCAAUGCAGGAGCUGAUUGAAGACUUGAGGAGAGAACUGGAACAUCUCCAGCUGUAUAAGCUGGAGACGGAGAGGUCAGGAUGCGGCCGAUUUCCCUCCACCGGCACGUCAGAGAUCAGCGCUAAGACCCGGGAGUCCGAGCUGGAGCAGGAAGUCAAGAGGCUCAAACAGGAAAACCAGAAGUUACGAGAACAGAACGAGGAGCUGAACGGCCAGAUUCUCAGCUUGAGUCUCCACGAGGCUAAGAACCUUUUUGCUACCCAGACAAAAGCACAGUCGUUGGCCGCGGAGAUUGACAGCGCUUCCCGUGAUGAGUUAAUGGAUGCCCUGAAAGAACAAGAAGAGAUCAACUUUCGUCUCAGGCAAUACAUGGACAAGAUUAUAUUAUCCAUUUUGGACCAUAACCCUUCCAUUCUGGAAAUCAAAAAUUAAAAAAACAACAACAAAAAAACACACACACACACACAGAUGGGACGAACAAGGCAGUCGUUACACUGAAUAUAUAGCUCCCCCUGCUGCCCUGGGGAUGAACUGCGUACUUUCUGGAACGUUGGGAGGCCCGCCUUGACAUGACAUGACAUUUCUGAAUAUUACUGUGUCAGUGAACUCUGUAUGCACUUUUUGAGGAAAGAGACACUUUUGUCAUUGUUGCUGCUGUUCAGUUCAUGGGAUUCCUAACUGGAAAGGCAUUAUAUGCGUUUAAACAUGCAGGCUAGACUGAGGAUGUCUAACACUGAGUAUGCAUGCUGUUCCUAGGUUACUGGGUAGUGCGUGCACUACACCAAGGUAUAUUUGCACAAAGAAGGGCAUAAAAAGGGAUUUAAGAAACAAACAUACAAAAAGAUUGAAUUCUUUAUGUAUCGCAGCUCCAUAACUAGGUGCUUCAUACAGUCGGUUUAUAGAGAGACAGGGUGGCCAGUUAUCCAUUCUCUGUGAAAAGCAAGAUGAUCUGGUGCGACGUGAGUUGGUUUGCGUGUGUACCGUAUGUGGGGGGGAGCUCAAUGCAAGUUUGGCUGAGACGUUUCUCGGGUUCGUUAAACUGGAAAGGAAAGAAAAGGAAAGAAGAGAGAGAAGCUGUUGUUUCCAGAGUUGAAAAAAAAAAAAAAGCAUGCCUCAUUAAGUCCAUUUUGAGAGCCACAAGAUCAUCUUGUUUUGACACAGAUAUAAUAAACCAUGCUUAUACACAAAUUAAUAGCAUCUGCCAGUGAAAUGGUUCAGUUAAAAAAAAACACAACACAACAACUUGUAAAAAACGACCUACAAUCAGAACCAUUAAGGGAAUUUUUUUGUUUUUGUUCUGUUUUGUUUUUUGUUUUUCUGAACUGGAAUCAAUAGAACUGGAAAAAGAGAUUUAUACAGUGUUAUGCAGUUAAGCCUAAACCAUUCAGGAAGCCAGUUGAAAGCAUGAUGGAGACACAGUAAGUUGAACAGUUAUGGGCGUAGAUUCCAGUGCACAGGCACAUGAAUGUACUGUUUAUGUGAACGUAAAAAAAAAAGAAAACAAAACAAAACCAAUAGCUUUGCAUUUGUAUAUUUAUAGUUGAGUCUACGUACAAUAAUUUAAAAAAAUGCUUGUAACUCUAAACAUUUUGUGUUUGCACAGUCAUACUGUAAAUGGCCAUGGUUAUAAGGGCUGUUAAAAAAAGGGAAAACUAUACUGAAUGGGUUCACAAGCUUAUUUUCUGUUGUCUCCAUCUGGAGUUACGGUUUGUUUUCCUAUAGUUCAUUCAGUUGCGGGGAUGGGAAUAUUUGCCAAGUUGCUAUGCUAGCUCUAUCUGGUGUUGCUAUAGCAAUUCUCAAGAUAUGCUGUUCUGAUCUUUUGAUCUGAUGGGUCUCCUUUUGCACUCAUUAACAGAAAAAAGUCCUGUUCUCUGCAUUUCACGAAUGUGGCGGGAUUUCAGUUCAUCUAACUGUGAUUAAUAUCCGAAACAUUUAAAAAAACAAACAAACAAAAAAAAAACCAAUCUAGUGAAAAUGGAGAUAUGAAUAUGUGCCCUGACAAAUUUCAGAUCCUAGUUUUGCUGCCUGAAUGUUGUUCUUCAUGUGGCUAUGUAGUACUUGAGCCUUUUCAUCACUUGAAUUGUUUGUAAAAAUGGCACAAAUCAUUUUUUUUUUUAGAAUUUGUUUUUCUUUAAUCAGUAUCUGCACAUUAUUUUCUUGUAAAUGUUGUACACAUUUAGUCACUUGUAUUCAAUGUGCCACUUAUCACUUUUACAUAAGCUUUAGUCUUUUAUACAGUGUCUCACAAAAUGGGAAGAUACCUUUACUACACUUGUAUCUUUGUAUAGUUGUAUGGUUGAGGGAACACAUUUUUGUAAGUUCAUUUUUGUUAUUAUCAUUUCCAGGGUUUUUCCCAUUACUUCUUACUGGUACUCUCUGCAAACUCAUCACCCAGAACUCAUCUCAGCUGCUGGUUUAUGACACUGCUACACCGCCUGUGUCUCUCAGAUUUUUUUUUUUUUCUCUUUUUGAAUGACAUUAGACAGAGGUUCUGGUGUCUCUUGCACUUUUAAUUUUCUUUUCUUGGUCCCUUGCUUAAGAUGGUCAUCAAAGUUUGACCAACUCACAUUUAGAUUUUGGUACAGUUCAAAGAUGCCCUCAUAAAAGAGAGAGAGAGAGAGAGAGAGAGAGAGAGACUGCGUCAGAAAUACUGUUGCUUUGUUAUCUACAGACACUGUUUUUAAUAAGGCAUAUUCAUCUCUAGUGGAUGGUGUAGGGUCUUGUAUGUAUGGCAAGAAUAUCCACUUUUCAUGGAUCCAGACAGGUUUGUUUUUCUAAGACAAUUUUACAGAUCUGUCCUAAAUACAUUUCAGCAGUGGUGUGAAUCUCAAAGCAGUAAACCAAACACCGCAGAAUGUGAUGUUUUCAGAUAUGUUUUUUUUUUUUGUCUUUCUUUCUUGAAUCUUAACAGAACUCCUCAAAAAAUGAGAUUCUCAUUUCUUUUUCGAAGUGAUUUUGAUGUACUCAUUGAACUGUAUCAUAAGAUUUCCUUAAGCGUAACAAAAACAUAAUAAGACACCUCUUUCAUGAGUUUUGAAAUAAAUUGUGAAGAACA